Conger conger (European conger) is the source of this 2559-nucleotide messenger RNA. RefSeq names its product septin 7b (gene septin7b). Lineage: Eukaryota; Metazoa; Chordata; Actinopteri; Anguilliformes; Congridae. Gene Ontology annotation, biological process: cilium assembly; cytoskeleton-dependent cytokinesis. Gene Ontology annotation, molecular function: GTP binding; molecular adaptor activity; GTPase activity. Bases 1 to 1578 code for a protein of 525 amino acids. The transcript is spliced from 16 exons. The record is from RefSeq and is a predicted model, not a curated record. Gene Ontology annotation, cellular component: cell division site; septin complex; septin ring.
AUGUCGGUCUGUGAAGGAUCGGUUACAGAGGCGGCUGGGAAAGUCAACAUCAUGGUGGCUCUGGCCAGCUUGGUCGAGUUUGUUUGUGGAGCUUCAGAGCGGGAGGUGAAAGAAUGGCAGCACAUGGGCGCCGAGCGGGGGAGGAAUUGCGUUGCUAGUGCUGAGGACUGCAACAGGCUUUUCGUGGGGACUGGAGCGGGGCAGCUCCGCUCCUGUGCUGCAGCACAGGUCCCCCAGAGGAGCCGUGCAGUGAGGAGUCUACUGUCUUCUCACAAACCCUUGAUCUGGUUUUCAUUGCUUUUUCAGCAACAGAACCUGGAGGGAUACGUUGGCUUUGCAAAUCUUCCCAAUCAAGUGUACAGGAAGUCUGUGAAGAGGGGUUUUGAGUUCACUCUCAUGGUAGUGGGGGAAUCUGGGCUGGGGAAGUCAACGUUGAUCAACUCCCUGUUCCUGACAGACCUGUAUUCUCCAGAAUACCCUGGACCUUCACAUAGAAUCAAGAAGACUGUACAGGUGGAGCAGUCCAAGGUGUUGGUAAAGGAAGGUGGAGUCCAGCUUUUCCUCACAAUAGUGGACACCCCAGGGUUCGGCGAUGCUGUGGACAACAGUAACUGCUGGCAGCCAGUCAUCGAUCACAUCGACAGCAAGUUUGAGGAUUACCUCAACUCCGAGUCCCGCGUGAACAGACGACAGAUGCCCGAUAACAGAGUGCAUUGCUGCCUGUACUUCAUCGCCCCCUCAGGACAUGGACUGAAGCCGCUUGACAUCGAGUUCAUGAAACGGUUACAUGAGAAAGUGAACAUCAUCCCGCUCAUUGCCAAAGCCGACACUCUGACUCCCGAGGAGUGCCAACAGUUCAAGAAGCAGAUCAUGAGGGAGAUCCAGGAGCACCAGAUCCAGAUCUACGAGUUCCCCGAGACCAACGACGAGGAAGAUAACAAGAUGGUCACCAAGAUAAAGGGCCGGCUGCCCAUGGCCGUGGUCGGCAGCAACACCAUCAUCGAGGUGAACGGGAAGAGGGUUCGAGGGAGGCAGUACCCGUGGGGCGUGGCUGAAGUGGAGAAUGGAGAGCACUGUGACUUCACCAUCCUCAGAAACAUGCUUGUCAGGACCCACAUGCAGGACCUGAAGGAUGUGACCAAUAACGUCCACUAUGAGAAUUACAGGAGCAGGAAGCUGGCCGCUGUCACUUAUAACGGAGUCGACAACAACAAGAGCAAGGGCCAGCUGACCAAAUUUGACACAGUUGAAGGCAUGAGCCCCCUGGCACAGAUGGAGGAGGAGAGGCGAGAACACGUGGCCAAGAUGAAGAAGAUGGAGAUGGAGAUGGAGCAGGUGUUCGAGAUGAAAGUCAAGGAGAAGAUCCAGAAGCUGAAGGACUCUGAGGCUGAGCUGCAGAGGCGCCAUGAGCAGAUGAAGAAGAACCUGGAGGCCCAGCACAAGGAGCUGGAGGAGAAGAGGCGCCAGUUCGAGGACGAGCGGGCUGGCUGGGAGGCACAGCAGCGUCUGCUGGAGCAGCAGAAACUGGACGCCUCCAGGACCUUGGAGAAGAACAAAAAGAAAGGGAAGAUAUUUUAAAGUGUCCGAGGAGCACCGCUUUGUAUUUGCCAAUUGGCCAGCCUGGACGCCUGUGUUUCUGUCACUGGGCAGCGCACAGAUUCAGCUCAAUAUCAUCUGCAUGAGGGAGGGCCAGAACGCCACCGUCUGUGGCCUUGGGGAGGGGGGGGGGAGGGGGGUUAACCGCCAUAAAACUUACCAUCCUGCACACGCUGAACCCAGAAAUGCUCAGUUCCGUCUUACAGUUUUUAUUUUUCAAAAAAAAAAGUACCGUUUAUGCAGAGCAAAUGCCUAACUGUUGUACAAUCAUGUUUUGGUGGUUGAUUGUUUACACAAAAAAAUCCUGUUCUUCCGUGACGUCCCAAAACACGGCGAUUCUGAGCAAAAUGUUCUAAACGUUCUUCUAUUCUCUGCUUCUUUGUGAAAUAUGCAUAACACAGGAGACCAUGUCCUGAGCAGCACCCUAUACAGAGAGCCUAAUGCAAAAUGACCAAAAGAGGAGUCCAUGCUCACUGUAACCAUGCUGACGGCCACCAUUAAGACAACCUUAAAGGAUCAAUUACACCUCAGGCUAUUUUUAUAUAACAUUGGUUUUUGCUUUAUCUUUCCCAAAAAUAAUGCUUCUUUUAUUUCAUGUAAUUUAAAUUAUCUAGCCUUGGACAGCCAUGUAUAACAUCAUUAAAGUAAUAUUUCAUUUAGUUUUUUGUUUUUGUUUCAUAAUCUUUUUUUUUUUUUUUUUUUUGUAAGUUGGAGAAAUCUUGGGAGGAUUAUCCAGUUUGUUGACUGGUUUUCAGCUAGCUACAGCCGGCAGCUCAAUGCGUAAAGAGCUGAAAAGGCCGACUGUACGCUACUUUAAUGAGUGUCCUCACGCCAGCAUUGGGUUUUCCCUGACAGUGAGAGGUCAUCGCCACACUUAGGUUUGUUCAUGUACUGCAUCUCUGUAUUUUUAAUUUUAUUUUUCAUUUGUAUUGUACAAAGUCACGUAAUAAACUUGUGAUGAUA